Messenger RNA from Clarias gariepinus (North African catfish), 3779 nucleotides. RefSeq names its product pygopus homolog 2 (Drosophila) (gene pygo2). Bases 745 to 2460 code for a protein of 571 amino acids. The record is from RefSeq and is a predicted model, not a curated record. The transcript has 3 exons. NCBI's taxonomy places the organism in Eukaryota, Metazoa, Chordata, Actinopteri, Siluriformes, Clariidae.
UUCCGGGGUGUAAGUGUGCGCGUCUCGCCCGGCUGUGUCCCUCUUUGUCCGGCAGCGACUGUAGGCCGUAAUAGUCAUGGCCAAAUUCGCGUUUGAGGAUAAAUUUUAAUUGUAAGUCUUUCUGACGUUGACUGUUUGCUUUAUGAGGAUUGAUAAAUAUGGAAUAAUGUAAGAGCCUAGUCUGUUUUUGUUAACGCUUUAGCGUUAGAGCCGCAUACAGCUUGCAGUCAAAGCCCUGGUGUAUUAGCUAUGCUAGCUACUCGGCUGCUCUCAGCUAACGUAGCUAAUCUGGCGAGCGCGUGCACCCUAACCAACAGAGUGCGCGCGGCGUUUCGCGUCGCGUGCGUGUAAGCCUGCGAGCUCGCGUCGCGUGAUGAAUGAGGAGCGUAACGGCUGGUCUCUCGGUGUGUGUGUGUGUUCGCUUCCGUUAGCGCUGUAGCUAACCGCUAACCCGUUAGCAUCACAUCUGUAAGUGAUCACAGGAGGGAGGAGGGAGGGGAGGGGUAAAGGAGGAUCACCAGAUUCAUUCAGAAAAGAAAAAAAACAUCACAAGCGUGUUUUUUUUUUUUUUUAUUUAUUUAUUCGUGUUCCCUUUUUCCGGUUUGUGAUCAGUUUAAUCCGCGUUCCGCUCCGUUUAGCUGCCUGUCAGGCUGCACUUGGACCUCAGGACUUGCUUGUCACUUCUUCUUCUUUUUCUUUUUUAUUUGUGAACGGUGCCAUGGCAGCGCGCCGCCGGUCUUAUUAAUGGCUGCCGAAUCGGGGAGACUGCAGGCGGGACAAGGUCAAGGGAAGCGCGGCAAAGGUUCCCAGAUGAAAAGCCCGGAGAAAAAGAAGAGGAAGUCCAGCACUCAGGGGGCAAAUUUCUCCCACCUCUCUGAGUUUGCACCUCCUCCAACCCCUAUGGUCGACCAUCUUGUGGCUUCGAACCCGUUUGACGAUGACUUUAGCACAUCACGUCCUGCUGGAGCCGGGGGUCCGGGAAGCGCACCUUUUCUGCCAAGCCCAGGGGCUGGUGGGGGAGGUGGAGGCUAUGGGGGACCCGGUAGAAUGGGAGGAGGUAUGGCCUACAUGGGUGGCCCUGGAGGACCAGGUGGUGGACAGCCGGGGCGAAGACCCACUUUUGCACCUCCUCCACCCAGCACAGGACCGCAUCACCCAAUCGGAUAUGGAGGAAUGCCUACGUUUGGAGGAGGAGGAGGUGGUGGUGCCGGAGGUGGCUUUCCUCCAGGAGGCCCAUCGCAGUUUAACAUGCCACCUAAUUUUAGCCCACCUAUGCACCCAGGGCAAGGGUUUAACCCUAUACUGUCACCUAGCGGAAUGGGUGGUGGUCCUGGAGGUGGCGGUCCUCCUCACCCACGCUUUGCGAUGCAGCAGCCUCAGCAUGGACAGGGUGGUCAUCCUUUCAACAGUCCUCCAAUGCCUGGCGGCCCUCGGGGUCCUCCUCAUGGCCCGAUGAACCCGAUGGGUGGCAUGCCAGCUGGAAUGAAUAUGAUGGGCGGCAUGGGGGGUGGAAUGGGUGGAGGUAAUAUGGUGGGUGGCCAUGCGGGGAUGCCCCCCCAGGGGUCGUUUCCUCCCUCGCAAGACGGGCCCUAUCCUGGGCCGGGCACUCCUGGUAGUGAAGAAGGCAAAAACUUCGUUGGUGGACCUGGCGGUGGUCCACCAGGUCCGCCUCAGCAGCCGCAAAACCUCAACCCCUCCGGCCCUCCGUCCAACAACGCCACUCCAGGUCCGUCCCCAGCUUCUGGACCGCCACAGACUGGAGGAGGGUUUCCUGGUCACCCUGAUGUUCAGCAAUCAACACCCAACACACCUGGCCAACCUUCAUCGGCACCUCCUCCACCCAAUCCCAAUUCCUCCCCUCCUGGUCCACUUAAUGGUCCACAACCUCAACAAGUCCCACCAAAUCAGCACACUCCGGUUACCUCUGCAGGGGGCCCGGCUCCCAACACUCCAUCCAAUCAACAGCAGCCGACGCCACCCAACUCCACCCCGGGCUCUGCUCCGUACACUCAGCAGAACAGUGCCCCUGGUGGUGGCCCUAUGGCAGGCCAGCCGCCCAAUUCCAAUCAAAACAGCUUAAACAAUACCGGUGGCAGUAACCCUAACCCUCCAUCUAACUCGGCCUCCACACCUAACACACAGUCUCCGCUUCCCACUGGCCAAGCUCCAUCUUCCGUUGGUCCAGGGUCUGGGCCGCCGAAACUGGGAAGUGGCAUGGUGUUCCAUUGUGGCUUUUGCAUGUCAGAGGUACAUGAUGACCAGGAGGCCAUCCUUUGUGAGGCGUCAUGCCAACGCUGGUUCCACAGAGACUGCACAGGUCUGACUGAGCCUGCAUAUGGCCUAUUGACCAGAGAGAGUGCUGCGGUAUGGGCUUGCGAUUUCUGCCUCAAGACCAAGGAUAUUCAGGCAGUAUAUGUACGUCAGAGCCUGGGACAGCUGGUGGCUGCUAACGAAGGCUAGGGGGACCAGGAUGUGAGGGAGAACGCAAAAGGAAGCGUAAAAAAGCAUGGAAUUGAUUGUUUUAAGCCUUUGAGCCAACAACACAGCGGCAGGUAGGCCAAGGAAAGUGGACAGAGUAGGAAAUGUAGGGAAACUAACGGAGAGAGCAAAAUGUGGACAAAUGUGGACCGUCUACUUCCUGUGUUGAGUGCUCUUGCAGUCUAGACAAGCACUUUUAGGGCUUACAUUUCUUAAUGAUCGGAGAAAGUUUGAGCGUGACUUUUCAAGAACACUAUAACAACCAGUAAUGAAUUAGCCAUCUGAUGUUAUCGGUAUGUGUUUUUUUUUUUUUUUUGCUCGUGUUUAAGGAAACAAAAAUAUUUCUGUAAUUGCUUAAAUUGAACACAUGGUUGUAAAAGUGCAAAAGAAUUUUCUAACGUUGUCAUAAUUAAAAUUAAUGAACUAAUAUCCACAUAGUUUCUCAUCAGAGUAAACUUUCCCUCCAGAAGCAACUUGUCCACCAGAAGCACUGAUGAUAACUCACUACCUCACAGAACAGUUGUACACAUGCGUUGGCACAAAUCGACUGCUAUAUAAAUCUAGACGGAGGUCUCCCUACACCACCUCUUCUAGUCCAUGGUUUCCAUUAUAGUGUGUCCAAAGGAAAUGAGUACCUUCCUUCACCUUUGAGGGAAACUGUAUACACAUGUAUAUAAUGAAUAUUAGUCUCAGUUUUCUCAGAAAUGUUGUCCUGUAAAUGGAAAGGUUCCUGACAGUUUAAUGACUCCAUUCGCAAGUUUUUUUUUUUUGUCUUAAUAUACAUCCGAUCACAGGUUUUAUUUAAAGCUGAACACUGCUCGGUCAGUGCGGACGGUCGCCUACGUAGGGAAAGUAGUGCUACAUAACCAUAUCAAAUGUGUAUAGUUUGGAUUGCAUGUGAACCAAAUGCAGUAAUUUUCCACUGUUUAUAAUGUAUUGUUUCUUUUUAGGCCUCAGUAAGGGGUGUAAAGUAGACCAAAUAACAGAAUAAAAUCAAAUCUCAGCUUAUGUUUCUGUUGCUGAUUAAAGAUGUUAUUUUCUUAUUUUCACAAUUAUUUUGGUCCAGGUUGCCUUUUUUCUUAGCAGUUAUCCAGUUUUGUUUGUUUUGUUUUUGUACUGAUGUCUAGUGUGCUUACUCUAGUGCCCUCUGUUGUUGAAAGGUUGUGCAGUGACGUUCGAGAUGGGCAGAAGUAAGGUCAUGUUGUAAAGAAAGUAAAAAAAAAAAUGUAUUUGUAUUUUUACUUGCCAUUUUUGUAGACUAUUGUUGCAUUAAAUUUGGGUUUGACUGCCCAGUAAACCGA